This is a messenger RNA of Coregonus clupeaformis (lake whitefish), 2831 nucleotides long. Its product is annotated as neuronal pentraxin-2-like. The coding region runs from base 181 to 1515 and encodes 444 amino acids. Lineage: Eukaryota; Metazoa; Chordata; Actinopteri; Salmoniformes; Salmonidae. The transcript has 5 exons. The record is from RefSeq and is a predicted model, not a curated record.
UUACCAUCGCCUAAGUUUAUUUACUUUUCAUUAUUUUCUUUUGUAUGGAAUGAGAACGUUUUGAAACAAUAUAUCCUUUAAUCCGAGUAAUUUACCGUUUUCACGGCGUGUUUUAUGCACCGGAUUUGAAAUGCAUAAUAAUUGGUUAGGCGCCACCCGUUAUUAAAAUACUGCCCUGGUAUGUUAUCUCUGUUGAGAUUGUUGUGUUUUUACGCACUGGGACUGGGCUAUGGGAAGCUUGUGCGUGGACAGGAUGACAACCCGGAUCCUGGAACCCGGUUCCUAUGCCGAGCCAUCGCCGUUGGCGCCGACACUUGUUUGGUCCCCGUAGUUCCGGAACCAAACCCGGCGGCUCAGGAGGAAGUGUUGGGGAACACAGUCAUGCAGCUCCGGGAAACGGUUCUCCAACAGAAAGAGACGAUAGUCAACCAACUUGGGACCAUAAACGAGCUGACCACCAAGCUCUCCAUCUGCGAGUCAGCCUCUGAGGAAGGGAAGUAUGAUAGUGGUGGAUCUUGGAGUAAAGACAAAAAUAAUCAGAACACAAUGGGAGAUGUACCCAGAGAUCCCAAUGAUACAAUCGACAACCUCGGGAAGACCAUGCAGAGUCUGAAGGACCGACUGGAGAACCUAGAGCAGCAGCAGAGAGCCAACACGUCGGGAGCGUUGUUCCCCAGCGAGCUGAGAGACCUGCUGCAGCGCAGGCUGGGAGACCUGGAGAAACAGCUGCUCAGUAAGGUCAACAACCUAGAGGAAGAGAAGUCUCUGCUCUACAACGAGACCACAGCCCACAGGCAGAAGACAGAGAGCGCCCUCAACUCCCUGCUGACCAGGAUCAAUGAGCUGGAGAAAGGUGGCGGUGGGUUCAAGUCCCCCGAGCAGUUUAAGCUUGUCCUCCCUCUGCGUACUAACUACCUGUAUGGCCGCAUGGCCAAGAGCCUUCCUGAGAUGUACUCAUUCACGCUGUGCAUGUGGCUGCGGUCCAGCGCCGGCCCUGGCAUAGGCACCCCGUUCUCCUACGGGGUGCCAGGACAGGCCAAUGAGAUUGUGCUCAUCGAGUGGGGCAACAACCCCAUAGAGCUGCUCAUCAAUGACAAGGUGGCUCAGCUGCCUCUGUCGGUGGGUGACGGGAGGUGGCAACACAUCUGUAUCACCUGGACCACCAGGGAUGGUCUGUGGGAAGCUUACCAGGAUGGUCAGAAGCUGGGGGCAGGGGACAACCUGGCCCCCUGGCACCGCAUCAAACCUGGAGGAGCCAUCAUACUGGGGCAGGAACAGGACAUGGUGGGCGGGCGCUUUGACGCCACACAGGCCUUUGUGGGUGAGCUGAGCCAGGUUAACAUCUGGGACAAGGUCCUGAAGCCAGCCGACAUCCUCACCAUGGCCAACUGUUCCUCCUACACCCCCGGGAACGUGGUGUCCUGGCUGGACAGUGAUGUGGAGGUGUUUGGAGGAGGAGCAGCCAAACUGCCUCUAGAGAUAUGCCAGGACCGGCUGUCUGAGACUGAGUCUUAGGAUGGAUGUCUGUCUGUGACGUGUUGAGAGUCAUGUUCUGGAUCUUGACGCCUACUGUACGUGCUACGUGUAAUGCUUUUAAUGUGUUUUGUUUGGCUGUCUGUGUAAGGAAAGGCUGAUUCCAGAUGAUUCUACUACACACAGAUCCAGUUCUACACGCACACACACUGGCAAACACAGACUUAAUGACACUGGAUUUGGCAUGCGAGGCUGGCUUAGGCUUGCAUGUGGCAUGGGCAGUGUAAGGUACACAUAUUAGCCGUCCCAAGAAUCACGUACAGUAACCUACGUCCCAGGACUGACAAACAGUAGCCUACGUCCCAGGACUCACGUACAGUAGCCUACGUCCCAGGACUCACGUACAGUAACCUACGUCCCAGGACUCACGUACAGUAACCUACGUCCCAGGACACACGUACAGUAACCUACGUCCCAGGACUCACGUACAGUAACCUACGUCCCAGGACUCACGUACAGUAACCUACGUCCCAGGACUCACGUACAGUAACCUACGUUCCAGGACUCACGUACAGUAACCUACGUUCCAGGACUCACGUACAGUAACCUACGUCCCAGGACUCACGUACAGUAACCUACGUCCCAGGACUCACGUACAGUAACCUACGUCCCAGGACUCACGUACAGUAACCUACGUCCCAGGACUCACGUACAGUAACCUACGUCCCAGGACUCACGUACAGUAACCUACGUCCCAGGACUCACGUACAGUAACCUACGUCCCAGGACUCACGUACAGUAACCUACGUCCCAGGACUCACGUACAGUAACCUACGUCCCAGGACUCACGUACAGUAACCUACGUCCCAGGACUCACGUACAGUAACCUACGUCCCAGGACUCACGUACAGUAACCUACGUCCCAGGACUCACGUACAGUAACCUACGUCCCAGGACUCACGUACAGUAACAUACGUUCCAGGACUCACGUACAGUAACCUACGUUCCAGGACUCACGUACAGUAACCUACGUCCCAGGACUCACGUACAGUAACCUACGUCCUAGGACUCACGUACAGUAACCUACGUCCCAGGACUCACGUACAGUAACCUACGUCCUAGGACUCACGUACAGUAACCUACGUCCCAGGACUCAAGUACAGUAACCUACGUCCCAGGACUCACAUACAGUAACCUACGUCCCAGGACUCACGUACAGUAACCUACGUUCCAGGACUCACAUACAGUAACCUACGUCACAGGACUCACGUACAGUAACCUACGUCACAGGACUCACGUACAGUAACCUACGUCCCAGGACUCACAUACAGUAACCUACGUCCCAGGACUCACACACA